GAAAUUAGAGUGUAUAGCGUAAGUGAUCUUGAUCCGCAUAUUAAUGGCAGUAUCUCAGAAAAUGGACUUUGCGAGAGGUGGAAGUGAGCACGGUGACGGUAAGGCACAACAAGGUUGAUGGAAAGUGGCAGUCUCCAGCCGCGACGAAACUAAUUUUAUAGGUGAUCUCCCGGCGCAACGUUCUGGCAACAGCGCCUUGGAACCUUGAGUCCGGCGUGAGGAUCUCAAGUCUGGCUCACUUCGGUGCGGCGUCGCUCGCGUCCGCACUCACGCCCGCUCGCACUCACGUGAAUCCCGCCUCCUCCUUGUCACGCAGGAUGUCAUCAGGAAGUCGCCGCGCCUCCCGCCACCAGCAGGAGAAAGAUGACGAGGUGCCACAGUGGAUUCCGGGUCUGGGGAGUGAUAAGCCCAAGCCCAGAACACUCGGGACGUCCUUCUUUGGGUAUGUGCCCGACGCCUUCGUCGAGAAGACUCCGUACCUGCCCUCGGAGAGAACUGCUGACAGUGCCAAAAAACAGGCAGAGUUGGAAAAGAGUACAGGACAGCGGAGUGAGAGCGCCAGUGAGAUCAGUGAGCAAGACGCUACAUUGCAGCGAGACAUGGACGCGAGCAGCGACGAGGGCGUGGUGACCGAGGAGGUGAUCGUUCCUCGCCGGGUCAUGAGCAGCGCAGCCGAGCCGUGGAAUACGGACGCCUUGGACGGGAGUGCCCAGAAUCGCCUCCUCAUCAAGGGAGGGAGAGUUGUCAAUGAUGAUAUGAUGCAAGAUGCAGAUGUCUACAUUGAAGAUGGAGUCAUCAAGCAAGUGGGCCAGAACCUUCACAUCCCAGGUGGAACAAAGGUGGUGGAAGCCAAAGGUCGCCUUGUUAUGCCAGGUGGAAUUGAUACUCAUACCCACAUGCAGCUGCCAUUUAUGGGAACGUUUGCAGUGGAUGACUUUUAUACUGGGACUCGUGCUGCCCUUGCUGGUGGCACCACAAUGAUCAUGGAUUUUGCUCUGCCCCAACGAGGGGAGUCCUUAGUUGAGGCCUACCACCGCUGGCGUGCCUGGGCUGACCCAAAGGUGUGCUGUGAUUAUGCACUUCAUGUUGGCGUCACUUGGUGGUCCCCCAAGGUAGCUGAGGAAAUGCAGGAACUGACCGAGGAUCUUGGAAUAAACUCUUUUAAGAUGUUUAUGGCCUACAAGGACACCUGGCAGCUUGAUGAUGGAGACCUUCUUGAAUCCUUCAAGAGGUGUAAGGAAGUAGGAGCACUGGCUCAAGUCCAUGCAGAAAAUGGGGAUGCUAUCAAAGAGAACUCCAAAAAGCUGUUGACAAUGGGCAUAACAGGACCAGAAGGACACGAAAUGAGUCGCCCAGAGGAGGUUGAGGCAGAAGCCACAAACAGGGCCUGUGUUCUUUCCAACCAGGUUGGAUGUCCCCUCUAUGUUGUGCAUGUUAUGUCAAAGAGUGCUGCUGAUAUAAUCUCAGCAAAGAGAAAACAAGGUCACAUUGUGUUUGGUGAGCCCAUUGCAGCCUGCCUUGGCACAUCAGGCAAGCACUAUUGGCAUCAGUGCUGGAGACAUGCUGCAGCUCAUGUCAUGGGGCCUCCUCUGAGACCUGAUCCAGACACUCCUAGAUAUCUCAUGGACCUUUUAGCAAAUGGUGACCUCCAAGCAACAGGGACUGACAAUUGCACAUUUACUGCUUCUCAAAAAGCACUUGGAAAAGAUGACUUCACAAAAAUCCCAAAUGGAGUCAAUGGAGUUGAGGACCGAAUGUCUGUUAUUUGGGAGAAAGGUGUUGUUUCUGGAAAAAUGGAUCCAUGCCGAUUUGUGGCAGUAACUUCAACUAAUGCUGCAAAGAUCUUCAACAUUUAUCCUAAAAAGGGUCGUAUUGCUGUGGGGUCCGAUGCAGAUAUUGUUGUAUGGAACCCUAAUGCUACUCGUAUCAUCUCUGCAAAAACACAUCACCAAGCAGUUGACUUUAAUAUUUUUGAGGGAAUGGAAGUGCAUGGCAUUGCUGAUUAUGUCAUCUGCCAUGGUCGUGUUGUAGUGGAGGAAGGGGAGAUACGCGUACAGUCAGGAAUGGGCAAGUUUGUCCCAACACCUGCCUUCUGCCCCCAUGUCUAUGGCAGGGUUCAAGACAGAGACAGGGCCCUUGCUCCACAGAAGGUUGAGCGUGCACCCUAUGAUGGUCCAGUGGCGCAGCUGAAUAGUCAGUCCCAAGGCCCAGUGUCAGAGCACAUCACAGCUGUGCAGCAGGAGAAUUUCUAUACCCGAGGUCCGACUAGAAGUGGAGGUGUCAACCUUCAUGACUCAAGCUUCCACGUGUCGGGUGCCCAACUUAAUGACAAGUCACCCAAGCGUCCAUCAGUGAAAGUGAACAACCCACCUGGUGGCAAGACCUCUGGCAGCUUCUGGUAACCUUGAAGCAAUUUAAAGCAUCAGGAACAGAAAUGAAUAUCUUCCCUUAUAAAUUUCUACGUGUAGGAUAUGGCACUAAAUGUUUUCUAUUGUACACAACACUCUUGAUCUUUAAGUUUACUAUGUUAUAAGGAUUCAGAAACUAAUACAAGGAAAACUAAAAUUGACUUGCCAGAUUUAAAAAAAAUGAUAAGUAAAUUGUCUUAAUUUUAUGUAAAUCAUAUUUCAAAACCAAAAAGUCUUUAUAUAUAUAUAUAUAGAGAGAGAGAGAGAGAGAGAGAGCGAGCACACUGUUUCUAACAUCUUUACUGACAGCAAAUGUAAAUGUAAAGUAUUUUAUUAUUUUUAUUAUUAUUAUUAUUAUUAUUAUUAUUAUUAUUAUUAUAAUUAUUAUUAAAAUUAUUAUUAUUUAUAUUUUAAUUAUUUUCCUUUUACAUCUUUACUGACAGCAAAUGUUAAUGUACAGUAAAUGCUAUGAAGAAGAAACACGUAAGUGGCCUCCCAGUAAGCACUUUAACAACUAGAAUAAGUAAGAAAUUCUGACGAAGAUUUUAAUUAGAAAGAUUUUUUCAGCUGCAGUGUAUACUAUGAGGCUGAUUUCUUACAUACUACAAUAAUAAUUUGUUGCCUUACUAGGUAGGUGACAGAAUUAUGACCUACUGGUAUUGUAUUUCUUGGGUCUUUCAAAAGCCUUUUACCUGUAUGUUAAUUGGGUCUAAACAAAAAGAUUGAGCAGCUUUAGAUCUGAAAACCAGAUGCUUUAUAGUGCAGAUUGUGUUUAGUAUUCUUGUAAAUUUAAAAGAUUGCAUAAAUUAAUAUAGGCUAAAGAGAACAUUUGUUAUUUAUCAUUAUUUUUUUUUCUUCCAUUGUUGCUCAAUUAUAUUGCUUGGUUAUUUGAAAUAUAUAGAGUAAGUUCAUAUGUUAAUGUAAAUCUUUCUUGGCUCUUCCUUAUAUGUGCUGAUUUUGUGUAUUGUUAUUCUGUUUGUAAUGCUUCAUGGUGUUAUUCACAGCUAUUGACAAUAAAUAUACUGUCAGACUU
Molecule: messenger RNA, 3441 nt
Organism: Penaeus chinensis
Lineage: Eukaryota; Metazoa; Arthropoda; Malacostraca; Decapoda; Penaeidae
Gene: CRMP
Product: dihydropyrimidinase-like
Exons: 17
Coding region: 318-2402 (694 amino acids)
Biological process (GO): pyrimidine nucleobase catabolic process
Cellular component (GO): cytoplasm; cytosol
Molecular function (GO): dihydropyrimidinase activity
Source: RefSeq, a predicted model, not a curated record